Daphnia pulicaria is the source of this 2409-nucleotide messenger RNA. RefSeq names its product histone-arginine methyltransferase CARMER-like (gene Art4). Bases 119 to 1930 code for a protein of 603 amino acids. The transcript is spliced from 12 exons. Gene Ontology annotation, biological process: peptidyl-arginine methylation. Gene Ontology annotation, molecular function: protein-arginine N-methyltransferase activity. The record is from RefSeq and is a predicted model, not a curated record. Lineage: Eukaryota; Metazoa; Arthropoda; Branchiopoda; Diplostraca; Daphniidae.
AACUUGAGUAACGGUUUCAUUACUGUCGUCUGUACUCGAGGGACGCGCAAAGAACUCGGCACUCGCUUUUUUUUGCAGGCAUUGCAGCUCAUUUUAGUACCUAUUCAAUAGUGUAACAAUGGCGGCUGACGCGUUCAGCGGUGUGAUUGUCUCGUCCCUGUCAGACUCUGGUCAAUCUAAGCCCAAAUAUGAAGAACCUGUUAUUUUGAAAUCUUGCUACGAUCCGAAUGGAAUCAGCAUCACCGUUCAAUCAGAAACUGGACGAGACCUAUUUGAGUUUCCAGUCACAAGAACUUCAGAAUACUCAAAAGUAGGCAAGAAAGGCUACCUGUUUGAAUUUGACUAUGAAACUAUAUUAUUCACAUUCAAAAAUGACACAGAUGCAUCCAAUUUUCACAAGUCAUUGGGCAAGUUACAACUGGGCAAAGAUUUGUCAGUAUUCACAGAAAGAACAGAAGACUCUUCAGCCUCACAGUACUUUCAAUUUUAUGGAUAUUUAUCUCAGCAGCAGAACAUGAUGCAGGACUACAUACGAACAAGCACAUACCAAAGAGCCAUUCUAUCCAAUUUGGAUGAUUUUAGAGAUAAAGUAGUUCUAGAUGUUGGUGCAGGAUCUGGCAUUCUGUCAUUUUUUGCUGUCCAAUCGGGAGCUUCUAAAGUGUAUGCUGUUGAAGCAUCUACCAUGGCUCAACAUGCUGAGUCCUUGGCAAAGUUCAAUUCCCUUGAACAGAUCCAAGUGGUGGCUGGCAAGAUAGAAGAGAUUGAAUUACCAGAAAAAGUUGAUAUUAUCAUUUCUGAACCCAUGGGCUACAUGCUUUUCAAUGAAAGAAUGUUGGAAACUUUUCUUCACGCUAAGAAGUGGCUCAAGCCGGGUGGUAAAAUGUUCCCCUCAAGAGGUGAUCUGCACAUAGCUCCCUUUAAUGAUGAAACCCUGUACAUGGAACAAUUUAAUAAAGCCAACUUUUGGUACCAGCAAAGCUUCCACGGAGUCGACUUGAGUUGCUUGAGAGCGGCCGCUAUGAAGGAAUACUUUCGCCAACCCAUUGUUGAUACAUUUGAUAUUCGAAUUUGCACCGCCAAGUCCGUCAGGCACGUUGUAGACUUUCACACUGCGUCAGAAUCCGAUCUUCACCGAAUGGAUAUCCCGCUCGAAUUUCAUGCCCUACAGUCUGGCUUAGUUCACGGGUUAGCCUUCUGGUUUGACGUUGCGUUCUUUGGCUCAUCGACUUCUGUCUGGUUAUCCACUGCACCCACUGAACCGUUGACUCACUGGUACCAAGUGCGCUGUUUGCUUGAAACUCCAAUUUUCGUCAAGCAGGGUCAGCUGCUCACCGGAACCGUCCUACUUUUGGCCAACAAAAGGCAAAGUUACGAUGUUACGAUUGAUUUGAGAGUGGAGGGAUCUGGUCUGACCAGCAGCAACACCCUCGACCUUAAAAACCCAUACUUCCGUUAUGCUGGACAACCGGCGCAGCCACCUCCGGGUCACAGCAGUGCAUCACCUAGUGAAACCUACUGGGCCCAGCUCGACGUUCAAGGUGCGCGGCAAGGUAAGUGUGACCCGUUUUCUCCUGUCACCAUGGUCAACGGCAUGACGGUCAACGGCCUCGGAGAAGUGUCUGCGAUGAGCGACGUGACGGGCGUCAACAACUCUAAUUCGUCGCUGCUGGGUCUGGGUAAGCAGCUCACCCACUACUUGAUUUUAGAAAAUCAAGUCGGUGCGCGGGGAGGCAGACCUCAGGUAGCUAACACUUACCCAACGUCGCAAAUUGGAGGCAACUCGUACACAACGACGCAGCAGCUCGUAUUGGGGGCUACAUCCCAUUACCCGUUGAGCAAUAGUUUAAUGAUCGGCGAUUACGUCACGCCCGGCAGCGUGAUCUUGCCCUCCGCCGCUCAUUUGGCCAACAUGGAAACCUUCCAGCCCUAGAUAAACCGCGUUAAGAAGAAUAAUAACGAGUUAAAGAGAAAAAGAAACGUGACAACUCCGUUACCUGGGACAGCUCCGCUGGAUGUGUCCGCAAGUACUUAUCAUCGUCUUUUUUUCGCAUUCCGCGUCGUUUCAAAACAUUUUUCACGCGAAACCCACAAAAAACACAUUCGCAUCAUGUUUUUUUUUUUGUCUUAUUUUGAUUGGUAACUGUCGUCCCUACAUUUCUCUUAAUUCCUGUAGUAUUUUGUUUUCCAAUCAUCCUUCGGUCCUUUGUUCCACACUAUUUUCUCCGAGAAAGGAGAAUGGGUCUUUUUCUUGGUUUUUAUUUUAUACCGCCGACUUGCGACUGUCUCCACCCGUUUGUUUGCUUUCACAUUCAACAAAACCACAUUAUCCUCUUCAGCCACUCACAAGGAAGUCUGUUCAUUUUCUUUGACGAAUAAAAUCAAAGGGUUGUGCAGCCUUUUCGAAAGCAA